GAAGAAUUGUAACCAAUAGGUGGGGGGUACAUGGGCGGAGCCUGAGCUUUGGCUGGUCAGUGGUAGGCAGAGUGGGCGUGAGUGCGCCCGGGCAUUCGGUUGCUGAGCAGCGCACGCAGACUGGCGGUUGGGCGGGGGAGAAGCGCGUGCCUGUGACCGCCGAGGGAGCGGGGCUCGCGGAGUGUGUGUUGCAGGGGGGUUGGGUUUGCCGGUUGGUGGCCGAAGAGGCGCCUGUGGAGGCGGCGUCGCGCGGUCUCCUGAGGAAUGUGAGAGACCCGUGUCUGUUUUCUGCUUGCCAGUCGACCCUUCGCUUGGCCGCCGCUGGGUCCCGUGCAGAGGCUCCCACCGGCCUCCCCGGUCGGGCCCCGCGUGAUGUCUUGAUCCCCAGGCGGACGUGCGACUAGGCGGGCGGCGCUGAGGCGGCGGCGGUUGCUGCUGCUGAUGGGGCUGCUCCGGAUUAUGCUGCCGCCUAAGUUGCAGCUCUUGGCGGUGCUGGCGUUCGGGGUGUCUGUCCUCUUCCUGGAGAACCAGAUCCAGAAGCUGGAGGAAUCCCGCGGGAAGCUUGAGAGGGCUAUUGCAAAACAUGAAGUCAGAGAAAUUGAGCAGCGCCAUACGAUAGAUGGUUCUCGGUCAGAUGUGGUUCUGGAUGAAGACGAUGAUGUGGUGAUUAUUUAUAAUCGAGUACCUAAAACUGCAAGCACGUCCUUUACAAACAUUGCCUAUGAUCUUUGUGCAAGGAACAAGUAUCAUGUUCUGCAUAUCAACACAACCAAAAAUAAUCCUGUUAUGUCUCUACAAGAUCAGGUACGAUUUGUGAAGAAUGUAACUUCCUGGAAAGAGAUGAAACCAGGGUUUUAUCAUGGACACAUAUCUUUUUUGGAUUUUGCAAAAUUUGGCGUUAAAAAGAAACCAAUAUACAUCAAUGUCAUAAGAGAUCCAAUAGAACGGCUGGUUUCUUACUAUUACUUUCUGCGUUUUGGAGAUGAUUACAGGCCUGGACUCCGUAGGCGAAAGCAAGGCGAUAAAAAAACCUUUGAUGAAUGUGUAGCAGCUGGAGGCUCAGAUUGUGCCCCAGAGAAACUCUGGCUUCAAAUUCCAUUCUUCUGUGGCCACAGCUCUGAAUGCUGGAAUGUGGGAAGCAGAUGGGCUUUGGAACAAGCCAAAUACAACUUGAUUAAUGAAUAUUUCCUAGUGGGAGUUACUGAAGAACUUGAGGACUUUAUUAUGUUGCUGGAGGCAGCUUUGCCCCGUUUCUUCAGGGGUGCUACAGAACUCUAUCGUACAGGCAAGAAGUCUCACCUUAGGAAGACUACAGAGAAGAAACUUCCCACAAAAGAAACCAUUGCAAAGCUGCAGCAGUCUGAAAUAUGGAAAAUGGAAAACGAGUUCUAUGAAUUUGCACUGGAACAAUUUCAGUUUGUCAGAGCACAUGCAGUUCGGGAAAAAGAUGGGGAACUGUAUAUUCUGGCACAAAACUUUUUCUAUGAAAAGAUCUACCCUAAAUCGAACUAAAAUCAGUGUAUACUGCUAGAUUAGGGGACUAAACCUUUGUCUACAUCCUUACUGUUCUCAGCCCCAACUUUUAGAUCGCUGAUACACCAACCAAGGCACUUCUUGGGUAAACUCUGGAUUGCUCGAAGAAGAUGGCUGCUGACUAGAUACGUUGGUAAUGCAGAAGUAUAAGCUUCAAUUUGUUCAGUACUUUCCAAUGAGGUUCUCACCCCACACCUGAAGAAGCCUACACAUUUGUUUACAGAAACUAACCGCAUACCAAUUGUAGCUAAAACCAUAAAGGCUUCCCUUUAUGCUCUUUUUGAUUCAUAGGACAGCUUAUUUUACUUAACCUCAUGGGAAGAGGAAGUUGUUUGUUCCCUAGCUUCAACAUGGAGAUUUGGGUUGUAUACACUUAUGAAUAAUGUUAAUAACUGGCUGACAUCUGUGUUUUGUUCUUGUGAAUUCAUAUCACAUGACAUUCAUUGGAAUGUUCAAUCAUGUUCUGCUGAGAAAUGCUGCAGCUGGACGUGCCCAUAUUUAUAAAUGUGGGUUUUCAUUUUAAGAAGCUAGAAUGGUCAUCAGUGGGUUUAAAAAUUCAAAUUUCAUAGUGAUAUUGUCAAAAGGCUAAAAAUCAAGGCUGUGUUCUUUUAAUACCCUCUGUUCUUCCUACAGAUGUUGAGGAAACUCUUACGAAGCUGGCUUUUGCCUGUACAUCAAUAUAAAACAUACAGUGAAUUCUGUAUCAUCAUUGUUCCAUGGAUUCUUUGUACUUCAAAGAAAACUACUGGUGAAUCCAUAUUAUGACUCUAGUGAGUUGUGGUAUGGUUAGGGUUUUCCUACUUAGAUACUUUUACCUGUAGAAUAUUUUUACUAAGGUGCUUUAUAAUGUGUUUUAAAGCAUUGCAUUUGCAAAAGGAGUAAAAUGCUGUAUAUAAUGCAUAUUUUAUGUAUUUGGACCAAAAGGUUACAAGUAACUAGUUUAAAGUGCAUUUGCACCAGUUUUGUUGUGUGUGAAGUAAAACCAUCCAAUCUGCUGCUCAAAUUCCAGUUUUGAGUUGACUCUAGGACAUCACUGAAAUGUACUUCAGUGACCUCACCAACUUUAAAUAUGCAGUGUGUCUGUCCAGAAGCCCUCUUUACAGAAAAUUACUUAAUCUGCAUCCUUUUUAUCAUGCUUAAGAGGAAAAGGAAAAUGGAAGCAUGUGACCUGGUCAAGAGAGAUACAAAGAAAUUGAUGUCAAUAUGUUCAUGGAACUGCCUUAUGUUACUUUCAGUAAACUUGCAUUUGCCAUUAUUAGCACCUUAUAGUACUUAUUUAGCAACUGUUUAGAUGCUUGGACAUCACAUUUUAUUUUAUUUUAAAAUCAAGCAAACUUGCAGUUCUAAAAAUUCCUGAGCUACUCAUGUUUUACCACAAGUUGUUUUUUAAUGUGUAUUAAAAUUUGAAGAUUAUUUUUAGUUUAUUUCAAGCUUUGCACUUCACAUUCUAUUUACAUUUGGUAGGAUGUUAGGACUGCAGUGUAGAAGUAUUGAUAGGGGAAUACUUUACCAAAAUUAUAUCUGCUAUACAAACACAAAGAGGUUGACUGUUGCCUAUAAACUGAAUGUUUGAUGCCAAAAACAUGAUCCUAUUAUAAAAGGGUAAUGAGACUGUUAAGUAAAGCUUUUAAUUUGCCACGUUCUUUAUUUGCCUUCCUUGUAGAGAUUUAAAAAUAGCACUGCCUUCCUAUCAGUUUCCUCUUUUCAGCUGGCAAUCUGUUAUAUUCUUUGCUCUUUCACUGUGUUACUGUGAGCCAGAGUGUAUUGUAGCCGUUGGUCCCAGCUGAAUGAGAUAUGGGGAAAUGAAAUUUGGGACAGGGAGGACCAACUGGUUACUUGAAAUAUAGCAAAUUUGUGAACCAAUGUGUUCAACCUCAGGUGUUGGUGCUCAGAGCACAACUAAAAUCUUGAUGGUUCAGGCUGAAGGCUGUGUAGUGGUAUGCAUUGUUCCAUUCCUGUGUGGUAAGAAGAUAGUUUAAGGUACUCAGCCUCAGGAACAAGGGGCAGUGUAGCAUGGAGUGAGUUAGUGCUAGUCGGUAGACACAAAGUAUAAUUGUGUUAAGUGAUUUUCAGGUCUGCAGUAUGGAUCCUCUGACUCACAGCCAGAAUUCAGGAGGCAGUUGACUACCAUCCCUGGCAAGAUUUCCACUGUGGGCUUGCCCCUAAAGCCAAAAGGAGUAUGUGCAUAUUAAUUAAAUCUUAAACUUUAUCUAAACAUGGAUUUGGGGUUCAUUUUUUUUAAUACAUCCAGUCAGUAUAGGAAACAAAGUAGGCAGCAAGUAGAUAAUUGAACAACUAGAAUAGCACUUUCCUCAAGUUUCCCAAGUGCUCAUUUGAAACGCACAUUCUAGGUAUCCUAAGUCACAAACGGUGUUUCUCGUGUUACGUUCUGCAUCAUGAGCCAGCAUCAUAGGCACCACAAUGGCUGAGGGGAAAAAAUGUUUCUCAUGAUACUUUGGUUCUUACUAGCUGUAUGAAGGGUUGUAGAAUUAUGGAAUAGGAGGCUGCAGGAAUGUUAAAGAUAGUGGCCAGAAAGUAGAAAACUUCUUUAAUGCAAAGGGAUGAUGAUCUUUUCAAGGCAAACCAUAUCUAGACCCAUAGUACACAACUCUUUCUUAAAUUAUCUGUACUUUUCCUAAUUGCUCAAGUGUUCUUGAAGCUGUUUUAAACUACUUUGAAAAGAAAGCACUGAAUAAAGGGGUUAAUGUUUACAUAUUUGAAAUACAGGUAUCUGAACACUUAAAACACUUUUGCAAGUUUGCAGAAGUAACUGGAAAUGUGACUUGUAUAGUCUGCUUAUCUUGACAGUAUUUAAACAUUUAGAAAAGAAUUCACCCAAGGAUGUUUUGUUCUCUACUUGUACAUUAUUUCACUACACAAGAACCAAAAAUAUUUAAAGUCAGUUUCUUGUCCUUCGAGAGAAGCUUUGGAGUCUCUGAUAUAUUUUCUUGAUUCUCAGUAUCAGCUAUGCUAGUCAGGACUCUGAUGUACUAAACAGCUUCUUAUUCAUCUGCAGCUAAAAUUCUCUGGUCUAUUCCCAGUAUUCGCUAUUUGCAAUGUUUAGAAAAUUCACUGAGAUCUAAACCAGUGUGAGUGGAUACUCUGCUCCUAUGCAGACUUCUGAGCUCUUUUGUUCAAGAGACGGGUCCUUUCAAGGUCUGGGUGUGAUGCAGCAGCAUCCUUUAAAGGCACAAAUAGCUGCCAUCAAAAGGAUUUUUUUUUCCAUCUCCCAGUGUAUGAGCAUAACUGUUUUGUUCAUGCAGUAUAUGGGGUUGAGUCCUACCCCUUGUUUUCUUAAUACAAAGCCCUGAAUAUACCCUUCUGAAAACAGUGUUUGAAUUUGUAAAGAAAAGAUGGAGGGGAGAACCAAAAGCUGAGAGAAUUGUGUUCCUAGGUGGCCAGAUAGGUUCAUAGUUAAUUAGAAAUCUAGGGUAUGGAUCUUUUAAGCCCAAAGUAGUUGCUGGACCACAUAAUUUUAGCGUUGGAAGAGACUUUGAAGGUCUUCUAGUUCAAGCCCUGUUAACUGCAGGAAUUUGCUAUAGCAUCUCUGUCAGAUGGCUGUCCAGCCUUUAUCUGUAAACCUCCACUGUGCAAAGUAGACUUAGGUUAGGUUAGGUUGUGCCAUUGAGUCAGUUUCGACUCCUGGCAACCACAGAGCCAUGUGGUUUUCUUGGUAGAAUACAGGAGGAGUUUACCAUUGCCAUCUCCCAUGGAGUAUGAGAUGAUGCCUUUCAGCACCUUCCUAUAUCUUUGCUGCCUGAUAUAGGGGUUUCCCAUAUUUUGGAAAACACACCAGCGGGGAUUCGAACCAACAGCCUCCUUUUAGGCAGGUUGCUUCUUUUGUCAUAAUGGCUAGCUUGAAUCUGCUUCCUUAUAAUUUCAACCCAUUGGGCAGGACUAAGUUAGUCAUUUAAAUUAAUAGGACUUGGUUCACCUAUUUCAAUGCAGAGACUUGAAGAUAGCUGUCAUAUCUCUCUUUAGACUUCCUUUCUCCAGAGUAAACAUACCCACUUCCUUUAAUUGUUUCUCAUAGGACUUGGUUUCCAGACCCUUCAUCAUCUGUUGCCCUCCUCUGAACCCAAUCCAAUGUCCUUAAAAUGCAGGACCCAGAAUUGAACACAGUAUUCCAAGUGCGGUUUGAUCAGCACAGAAAAUAAUGUUCUUCCUUCCACCUUCUGAAAGAUGAAGUUGUCAGCAACACCAGUUUAUGGAACAUUCCAUUAUUAGUAGAGUUGGACUUUAAGAUGAUGUCAGGAUGGUUGAAGUUCUGCAUUACUACUACAGCUCAAUUACUACUACAGAUUAAUUUUUUUUCCCCUUGGACUUCAGGGGUAGGGAAAUUUUGAUUGAUUAGCUUGUUUGCUCUGGGUCUCCAGGUAGAUGUAAACCUGAAUACAAUGUGUACUGGUCAUAUAAAGUACAGUUCUUUAGAAAUGCAGUCUACAAUCUGAUUAUUAAUCAAUAGGACUGAUCUCAUUUAAAUAUUUAAGGCAUGUAUUAAGAAGUACAGAUAGUGGGAGUAUUUGAAUAGGUGGCUUAAGGAAUGUAAAUUAUUUGACAAAUCCCAAACUUUGGUUUGGGAAAGUGCUAUUUUUAAUGUGGUAUUUCACAGAUUUGUUAGGUAGUAUCCAGAUCCUAAAUAUCUUACCAUUUAUCUAGUGUAGCAUUCCUGGUGUAACAGCACUUUCCCCAACCCUGUUAAUGAUUACAAGUGAAAGCUUCAUAUGCACAUGUCCCUCUCCUGCCAGCAAAGGCAGCUCCAUUCAUGUGAAUGGAGGCUGCAGAUCUCUGGUUUCUUCAUCGAAAUGAACAAGAACAUGCAUUUGCAAGAGAUGUGGCUGUGAAAUUGGAAUGAAAACAUGGAGACCUUGCAUUGUUGCACUGUCUGCAUGUAUGUUUGUUUACUCCACAGGCCAAGGUGUUGGUCAUUUUUGACUGGGUUGGGUAUCCCUGUUGAUACCCAAAACCUGAUCAUACUUCUCCUUUUUAAAGAAGUUUUGUAGAAUGAUCAAAUGAUACAGAUUCACUGACUUUUUAUCUUCUGCUUCGAAAAUCAUAUUAUGCAAAUCUAGUUAUAAAAACAUGUAUUUAAGAACAAAUCAGUGUGUGUUGCAAUUUCUAGUUAUUGGUAUUUUUUGGCAACACUUACAUACAAAGUGAAAGGUUAUCCACUUAAACUAAAGCAGGAAGAUUUUAGACUUUCAGAAUUGUAGCAAACAAGUGCUUCGGAAUGCACAGUGUGGGCUGUUUUAAAUACUGUGUACUCUUAAACAGAUUUCCCCCCACUCUAAGUCAGUGUAUCUUAGUUUAAAAUGGGAGUUAAAUGUAUUAUCACUUCUGAAAUGUAGCAAAAGGGAAAGUAGUCUUUCAUGGAAUCUGGAUUGCAUCUUCUUAGAUAUUAUUUUGCAUUUCUAAAUAUGAGCAGAGCAGCUGUCACUGCAUUCUCAUCAUAAACAUUUGCCUGUGUUCAAAACUCUCACUCUCUGACCCUAAUGCCAUAUAUUGGAAUAAAACCCCACUGAUUUCAUUAGGACUUACUUUCAAGUAAACAUGCCUAGGAUUGCAGCUGAAAUGGGUCCAGUUAUACCCAUCUCUCCUUUGAUAUAAUGUGGUGUUGGAAGCAUUUUGUGUGAGGAAUGAUAUAUGAUACCUAAGCUAUGCUGCAGACAGAGCACACUGAAGAGCCUGUACCAUGUGCACUGCCAACUUAGCUCUUUAAAAGUGGAGCAUUUUGUGACUACUGGAGAGCAGACUAGAGAGUGUGUAAUCAAUGAUCAGUUGCCUAGAUAUAUCCUAUUUUGAGUCCAUGCAGCUAUGUAACCUUUUGUGGCACUUAUUUAUAAAUGGAGGCCCUUGUAAAGAUUUUUAUAGCAGGUUUGCUAUAAGUCUGUUUAGAUGCUUGUAUUUCUCCAAUACUCAAGUUUUAGGAAACAAAUCUGUUGCUUCUGUAUUAGUCGGAUCGGUGAGCAUUUCAGAAGCAGUGUCGAAUGUAACUUUGAGAACAUGGAUUGUGCCUCAUUAUUUUGUUUAAAUAUACACAGCUAAAUAGUGCCUUUUUUCCUCACAAUCCAUGUUAGAAGAUGCUCACUCCUCUGUUUUCCUUUCUUCACAUACUGAUUCAGUUGUGCAAUACUCUCCCAAAUUUGAAACCAUUUUGUCACAUCUGUUUGAGAUAAUUGCUUCAUAUUUCUUAACUUUGCUAAGAGCUUUCUGUUGUUGAAGUGUUUCAGUUGAUUACCUGAUGCAAAUGACAUAUAAAAUAAAAUACCCAUUGGGAAAGGGGGAGCACA
Molecule: messenger RNA, 7823 nt
Organism: Hemicordylus capensis (graceful crag lizard)
Lineage: Eukaryota; Metazoa; Chordata; Lepidosauria; Squamata; Cordylidae
Gene: HS2ST1
Product: heparan sulfate 2-O-sulfotransferase 1
Exons: 7
Coding region: 442-1512 (356 amino acids)
Cellular component (GO): membrane
Molecular function (GO): heparan sulfate 2-sulfotransferase activity
Source: RefSeq, a predicted model, not a curated record